UACCACCUCCGGAUCCUAUCAGACAAAAAUUGGCAAGAACUUGUUCAAGCUGCCGCCACUGUUUCAGGCUUUCAGCCCUCUCUCCCUCUGUUUGUGCGCUAAAACCUCUCCUGAACUCUCCCAAAAUAGUCGAAGACUCUCAGUAAAAUCUAAUUUUUAAAUCUCUCUCUAUCUCUCUGUUGUAGUGCAUUUGUGAAACUGUUCUGGGAUUCUUUCUUUUGUGGGUUUAAGUUUCAAUUAUUGGGAAGUACUCCUUUGGGUUUUCUUAUUGAUGGCGUUAAGGGCUUCAUCGAAACUACUCAGACAUGUUUUGAACAAAAAGCUAAUCUCAAGUUCUCAUAUAAGUGCCAGACAUUACGCUUCUGCUGCAGAAGCUGCUCCUAAAAUCCCUCACUCUUCCAAGAAAGGAAGGCUAUUGACAGGAGCCACAAUAGGCCUAGUUAUAGCCGGAGGAGCUUAUGUGAGUACUUUGGAUGAAGCAACUUUCUGUGGUUGGCUAUUCUCAGCCACGAAACUUGUGAAUCCUUUCUUUGCCCUUUUAGACCCAGAGUCUGCUCACAGACUAGCUGUCUCAGCUGCAGCUCGUGGUUGGGUUCCAAGGGAGAAGAGGCCUGAUCCAUCAAAUAUAGGGCUACAAGUUUGGGGGAGGAACUUCUCCAACCCUAUAGGUCUAGCUGCUGGCUUUGAUAAGAAUGCUGAGGCUGUUGAUGGGUUGCUUGGUCUAGGCUUUGGCUUUGUAGAAGUUGGCUCUGUCACCCCUGUUCCACAGGAGGGCAAUCCAAAGCCUCGUAUCUUCCGAUUGCCUCGGGAAGGUGCUAUCAUAAACCGGUGCGGUUUCAAUAGUGAAGGAAUUGUUGUUGUUGCAAAGCGGUUGGGUGCCCAGCAUGGUAAGAGGAAGUUAGAUGAAACUUCAAGCCGUUCAUCUUCCUCUACUGAUGAAGUCAAACAUGGAGGCAAAGCUGGACCCGGCAUUCUUGGGGUCAAUCUGGGAAAGAAUAAGACAAGUGAAGAUGCUACUGCAGAUUAUGUACAAGGGGUUCAUACAUUGUCCCAGUAUGCCGAUUACUUGGUUAUUAAUGUUUCAUCACCCAAUACCCCAGGAUUGCGAAAGCUUCAGGGAAGAAAACAAUUGAAGGACCUUGUAAAGAAGGUUCAAGCUGCUCGUGAUGAAAUGCAAUGGGGCGAGGAGGGUCCACCUCCUUUGCUUGUGAAAAUUGCUCCAGACUUGUCUAAAGAAGAUCUUGAAGAUAUUGCAGCAGUUGCCCUUGCUCUCCGCUUGGAUGGAUUGAUAAUAUCAAAUACAACUGUUUCAAGACCUGAUCCUGUGAGUAAAAACCCAGUAGCGAAGGAAGAGGGUGGCUUAAGUGGGAAGCCUCUUCUUAAUCUCUCUACCAACAUCUUGAAGGAAAUGUACAUUCUAACAAGGGGUAAGAUCCCUUUAAUAGGCUGUGGGGGCAUUAGUAGUGGUGAGGAAGCAUACCAAAAAAUUCGGGCUGGAGCAACUCUUGUUCAGCUUUAUACAGCAUUAGCCUAUGAAGGGCCUGCCCUUAUUCCUCAGAUGAAGGCUGAACUGGCCGAGUGCUUGGAAAGGGAUGGUUUUAAGUCAGUCCUUGAAGCAGUCGGUGCAGAUUGCAGAUAACGCCCGUAUAUGUCUCAGGCACUAGAGCUAUGAAAAGACUCCGGAGCUGUAUUUAUGUUUGGAGCAUUAUUUUCACAGCAAGAAAACUCCAGAAAAAUUGUUUUCCUAACAGAUGGUUCGUUAUCCGUCGUUAUUUUUCCUCUCCUUAGGUUGGGGGCGGAGUGUUUUUGACCUACACAAUAUGAGAAGUUUUGAAGCAAUCCAGUUUUCAUUUUCCGGGUAAAAUACAUUUUUCUGAGUGAAAUAUAACACACCUGUCAUGUUAUUCGGGCUAUGUUAAAAUUUGUGCUGGCAACAGUUUGGAGAACUUUAUGCAGCAAGCCUUAGUGGUUUCAAUUUGUAUAAAAGUUUGAUUUAUAAGUAUAAAUUUCUUCGAUUU
This is a messenger RNA of Juglans regia (Persian walnut), 2018 nucleotides long. Its product is annotated as dihydroorotate dehydrogenase (quinone), mitochondrial. Lineage: Eukaryota; Viridiplantae; Streptophyta; Magnoliopsida; Fagales; Juglandaceae. The record is from RefSeq and is a predicted model, not a curated record. The transcript is spliced from 11 exons. Gene Ontology annotation, biological process: pyrimidine ribonucleotide biosynthetic process; 'de novo' pyrimidine nucleobase biosynthetic process. Bases 272 to 1639 code for a protein of 455 amino acids. Gene Ontology annotation, molecular function: dihydroorotate dehydrogenase activity. Gene Ontology annotation, cellular component: cytoplasm; mitochondrial inner membrane.